Messenger RNA from Sinocyclocheilus grahami, 2640 nucleotides. Its product is annotated as trafficking kinesin-binding protein 1. The record is from RefSeq and is a predicted model, not a curated record. The coding region runs from base 1 to 2340 and encodes 779 amino acids. Gene Ontology annotation, biological process: anterograde axonal transport of mitochondrion; vesicle transport along microtubule; protein targeting. Gene Ontology annotation, cellular component: mitochondrion; dendrite; cytoplasmic vesicle. Gene Ontology annotation, molecular function: myosin binding; GABA receptor binding. The transcript has 12 exons. Lineage: Eukaryota; Metazoa; Chordata; Actinopteri; Cypriniformes; Cyprinidae.
AUGCACAAGAUCAUGGGAGCAGAAGACUUUGAGCUGGAGUGGUGCUAUGAGCAGUAUGCCGAUGUUAUUCAUACAGUCUUUUGUUUCGGGAUCAGGAGUCAACAGGGAAGGGCAGGAGUUUCUGCCAGAAGCGGUUCCUCUCUGGACAUUCUGCAGCAGAAACUUCGAGACCUGAAGGAGGAAAAUCUCUCUCUCAGAUCAGAGGCGAGUCAGCUGAAGUCUGAGACAGCGUCAUAUGAGGACAAGGAACAGCAGCUGGUGAAUGACUGCGUCAGAGAGCUGAGGCAGUCCAGCAUCCAGAUCUCCAGUAUAGCAGAAGAACUGGCCAAAAAAACAGAAGACGCCUCUCGCCAGCAGGAGGAAAUCACACACCUUCUCUCUCAGAUAGUGGACCUGCAGAAAAAAGCCAAAACUUUUGCUGUUGAGAAUGAAGAACUUUCUCAGCACCUUACGGCAGCUAAAGAUGCUCAAAGACAGCUUACAUCCGAGCUGCAGGAGCUGGAGGAAAAAUACUCCGAGUGCAUUGAAAUACUCCAUGAGGCUCAAGAGGAGGUCAAGAACCUACGGAACCGCAGUGUGUCCGCAGGAACUCCUCGACGCUAUCACCCUCUGGGACUUUUUCCCAUGGACUCCCUGGCUGCUGAAAUUGAGGGAACCAUGAGGAAGGAAUUGAGUCUCGAGAAUCCUGAUAAUGAAGAACAGAGGGUUCGUCAUAAGCGUGUGUUUGAGACUGUGAAGAACAUCAACCAGUCUGUCAGACAGCGAUCUGCUAAUUCUGCUACCAACAUCCCUGGAUCCAAUCAGAUGCUCUCCUCCCUUAGCUCCGCCCUCUCUGACAGCAAUGGCAACAAUGCAGCGCCUGAUAACCGUACACAGAGCAUGCUCCAGGAGACCGGCUCCUCAGAUGCUGCUGUGGAUACCCCUGAGAAGCGAUCUGGCCCUGAGGAGCUCAAACUUGCUCUGAGGCGACUGUCUUUGCGACGGCAGAACUGUCUGAGUGAGCGUCUCUUCUUUGAGGGGGAGCGAGAGAGGCGUAAUCGGGAGCCAGCAGACAGUGCAGAUUACUCAAACAGGCUGGUGCACAGCGAGAGCAUCAUGUCCCUGGGCGCUUGGGCCAGUCGGCCCUAUCUUCCCGACAAGCUCCAGAUUGUCAAACCUCUGGAAGGCUCGGCUACACUUCAGCACUGGCAGCAGUUGGCUCAGCCUAAUCUGGGUGGUAUCCUGGAUGCUCGACCUGGUGUGGUCCCGAAAGGCUUCCGUCCCUUGGAGCUGGAACUGGAGGAAGUAUAUCACUAUGCUGACUAUGAGGAAGAUGAACCUGGAGUGCAGUACUUCCAGAACCUUCCCACCACAUCCAAUCCCAGUGUCCCUCCUGCCCAUAGCCUCGCCCCCUCAGCCUCCCCGUCACCAUGUCUCAGCACAGGUCAUGCUUCCAUAGACUUCUCAACUCUUGGAUCUUUUCCAGUGUAUUUCCCAGGGAAAUGCAUGGCUCAUACAAGUUCAACCUACACCUUCACCACCUGCAAAAUCCUCCAUCCGUCUGAUGAGCUUACAAGGGUGACACCCAGUUUAAACCCCGUCCCCACUUCGUCCUGCGUGAUGUCAAGCAGUCUGCGCUCGACACCUGCCGCCACGCCGUGUACUCCUCGGCGAAUGAGUCUGUCCCAGUCUCAGUCUUUCACCAACCUGCGGGACUCCACCAAAACCUUCAGCACAUCUUUGGGCCUUGUGCGCCUCUUGCAGGAGAGAGGCAUCUCUGCUGCAGUGUACCAGCCUCACAGCUGGGACAGAGGAAGCGGAGGAGCUCUCUUCUCCACUUCAGUUCUUCCUCCUCCCGACCAGAAUCGUCCCACCACUCCGCCUAAUUCCCCCACCCGCUGCACUCCCAGCCCCAGUUCGGGCGUUUCUGAUGUAGAUACCUCCACACCUUUCUCUUUUAAGAGCCCAUGCUAUGAAAACUUUUUGGCUUCCAAGCCAGCAAGGUCCAUUUUGAAAGAGGUGGCGGGGGUGUCUGGGGCUCAGGCUAAAGACUGUGAGAGCCAAACCGAUGUCAGUAUGUAUAAUCUCAAUUUAGUUGAUAAGCUGAAAAGGUUGGGGUUGGCAAGCCCUGGGGCUUCUGGGGCAACAGGGGGAGGGAUUCCGAGGCCAAGCCCACUUAUAGGUCCUCUGGGUGGGCUUCGGAGGGCAGGGUCCCCCUUUAGUCCACUGAACGAAGGUAUGAGGAGGAAUCGGAGCUAUCCUGCUAUGGUUGGUGCCAGCAUGGCAAUGAAGGGGCCCGGCCCUCAAGGGGACGAAAUGCUACUGGCUCCUAAACUACCCAAGCAAACAAGUCUCAAAUAAUGAGUUGUACAUAAUAAUAAAUCACACAAUCAGUGGAUUGUUCCUCGCUAACUUACUAACACAGAAUUCAAAAUUUAACUUGUAAAAAACAUACAGUAAAAACACACUUAAAGUGAAAAUUCACCAGAAAAUUCUGUCAUUUACUCACACUCAUGUUGUUCCAAACCUGUAUGACUUUACAGAAAACAGUAUUUUGUAGAAUAUUUCAAAAUGACUGGACCCCACUUACUUUCAUUGGAUGGCCAAAAAAACUAAACAAAACACUGAGACAUUUUUCAAAAUAUCUUUUGCACUUCACAG